This is a messenger RNA of Sycon ciliatum, 4085 nucleotides long. RefSeq lists its product as uncharacterized. NCBI's taxonomy places the organism in Eukaryota, Metazoa, Porifera, Calcarea, Leucosolenida, Sycettidae. The transcript has a single exon. Bases 585 to 4085 code for a protein of 1166 amino acids. The record is from RefSeq and is a predicted model, not a curated record.
GAAGGUGAACCUCUUUCAGUAGUCUAAGUAUGGUGUUAUGGCAAAUCACUGCCGCUAGCCUUUGGGUGUCAAUACGUUCAUGGUAAUUCCAAUGCAUGCCCGAAUCAACGUGCCCUUCUUUGGUGUCAGUUAUGCUGUGUGCACGCGUAGAGGUGAUACAUUUAUUGUUCCUGUAUGGACCAGUCUAAUCAUAAUAAUUAUUCCUGGCUGUUCUUUCAUGCUAUUCAUGAUGUAUGUAGUAGCAGUAUACUAGUAGUGCAUCGUGUUGUGUUGUUAUGCAUGUCGCAUGUGCCGUUUCCCGCGCGCGCGCGUGAAACCGACUUCGCGGCUUGUAGUUUCUGUGCAUAAUUAGUUGAGUCGGCGUCUUGUUGUUUGGACUGGAGACUACACCGAGUUGUGUUCUUUUCGUUGUUUCAGUCAGUUACAGCUUGCAGUUAUUCCUCUCGUGUAGUUCAGUUGCUUUACUAGUGUCUCAUCCUGAAGUAAAGAUUAUUCGUUAUUAUCUCUGUGAGUCAGAUCCCUCUCUCGUCUAAUGGUAGCAGAGGAUGGUUAUCUUCACCUAGUCGGAAGUCCAUCGGAGCGAGAUGUCUGAACACAGCGACGAUAUCAGUCACGAGCGGAACAGGGUCACGGUAGGCGAUGAUGUUGGGCCUGGCCAUGAUGUUGAGCCUGGCGAUUAUGUUGAGCCUGGCGAUUAUGUUGAGCCUGGCGAUUAUGUUGAGCCUGGUAAUACGGACGGCCAGGAAGAGCAAGUCAACGAUGCUGUGACCUCGGCAUCUGCAGACAUGAGAGUGGCAAAAAUUCAAAUGAAACGGCGCUUGACGUCGCGGCGACGAGGCUUGAUUUUGCAGAUCCGUGACGAGAAGUUGAGUUUGGAUGCCGUGAGAGACGAAUUCGAGGCAGUGCAAUGGUUCGCCAACGAGGUGAAUCAGGUGUUGGAGUCACUGGUGACGUGUUUUCAAGCCGAGAAAAAAGGCAAAGCAGUCGACGCAGCAAUAACGGAGCUGGAGGAAGUGGCAGAAGCAAUGGCGCACCUGGAGCAGCAGGUGGAGAUGUACGAGGAGCAACAACAUAUUCGUGCGCGUCAUUCCGCAGGGUUCAGUCAGUACCACCCUGUUAUGCCAUCAAGCUUCAACGCUGCUCACGACCCAUUAGGUGGGGUGUCAGGAACUGCUCAGUCUGCGAGUUCUGCACAGUCCGCUAGACCGUCUUCCGCGCCUGGUGGCGUCAGUGCGGACUUCACUCCUGUCACAAGCAACACAGACACAUUUGCAGCAAGCAACACAUUCAGCACCAACAGGCCUGUCAGUGCCAGUGUCUCAAGUAAAAGCGCAAUCACCUCACUUUCUUCGUCUGUAGGUGCACCCACAAGCUCCAGCUCUACUCCACCAGUCAGUGUGAGUGCAGGGAGCAGUCACCACUCCAGUUCUAGUACCAGUAGUAGCCAUAGCAUCAGUUCCCGCACAAGUAGCAGUGCGCCAGCAGCAGCAGCAGCAGGCCCCACAGUGCCACUGAGUCAGGCCAGCAACACCAGCGCACCUGUAGCUGUACAAGCAACCAAUAGCAAUGUACUGCCCAGGCAAUCAGCCCCUGUUCACUCCAGCAGGGUACACACAGCAGUCAUGAGUGGAAGUAGCCAGAGACCAGCCCAUACAUUACACCAGUCUGUGGCCGCCGUCCCAUUUGUACCUAGAGCCAGUUUCAGGCCUACACAGAGUGUGGCACAUGGCCAUGGCGGCAGCUACAAUGAUCUACCAGUACCAACUCCAUCGAGACCAUCUAGUUUUGCUGCACCACCAGCUGGAGCCACAGACGUCUUCAGCAAAAUGAGAAGCAUUUCAAUACCCGUGUUUGAUGGGGAUAAGCGUGCCUAUGAGUUAUGGAAGGCCACGUUCCUGGCGUGCGUGGACAGUGCGCCAAUCAGCCCAACCCUGAAGCUGUUGCAGCUACGACAGUAUGUAGCGGGAGAAGCGCUAAGAUGCAUCGAGCGGCUAGGGUACGCCCCGGACUCAUACCACAAGGCAAUGGAACGCCUGGAACGGAAAUUCGGAGGUACGCGGCGCCAAGUGAUGGUGUACUUAGAUGAACUGGAACGAUUCAAGCCAUUACACGGAGAUCGAGUCAACGCACAAGAUCUGGAACAGUUCUCAGAUUUGUUGGAAGUAGCCGUGACCAACUUGAAAGCAGCGGGUCGCCAAUCGGAGCUAGAGGUGGGCACUCUGUACGCGCGAAUCCAGCAGAAGCUGCCAGAAGACCUGCUGACAAGAUACCAUAGGUGGCUCUAUGAGCAUCAGCGCCCAGAAGGGGUGGAGGCGUUGCUCGAGUGGGUCAAUCUCGAGGCCGACUUUCACAUUACCGCCAAUGAAGCCAUCGCAGGCCUAGCACCUGGUCGCCAUAGACAUGGCCGAGAGCGCCCAGCAGCCCGAGGCCACUCAUUCCAUGCAGCAGAGUCACCCAAUCCGACACCGGCAGCGUGUCCAGUAUGCUCCCAGGACCAUCAAGUGUGGACAUGCAAAGAUUUCAAGGAAAUGGAUGUGGACAAGCGUUGGAAAGUGGCGAAAACACAUCGGCUCUGCUAUCGCUGUCUGGGCAAGGGCCACCGAGGUGCUGACUGCCAGCGGAAGAGAAAGUGUGGCGUAGACAAGUGCAGCGAUACCCACAACUAUCUACUUCACAGGGCAGUAGCCAUUGACACGUCUAGAGCCAGCAAUGGCACGGAAAGGGGUCGCACCAGUGAGACAGCCAGAACUACAACCACUGCUAACAUCGGAGCAGGCGCCAGACCGUUGUCACUGAGAACCUUGCCGGUCGUUUUACGAAACGGUGACCGCAACCUCAGGGUGAAUGCGCUGUUGGAUGAUGGGAGCACCCAAAGUUAUGUGAACACAGAGGUAGCGGACCAGCUCAACUUGCAGGGACCCAUGAAACGGGUUUCGAUCAGCACCCUCAACGGAGCAGUGGAGUCUUUCGAGUCAAUGCCAGUGGAUCUGCUGGUAGAGAGUGUAGAUGGCAAGUUCAUCAGUCCGUUCUCAGCCAUCACAACUAGUCACGUCACAGGCACACUGAAACCGUACGAUUGGACCGUCGAGUCAAGUCAGUACCAUCAUCUGCUGGACAUACCCUUCGAACAGCCAGCAACUCGCCAGAUUGAUAUGCUGAUUGGCCUGGAUCAUGCCGAGCUUCACUACUCUCUGGAGGAGGUGAGGGGUGAUCAGGGAGAACCGGUGGCGAGGAGAACCGCGCUAGGUUGGACCUGCGUUGGACCUGUGAGUGAAAGCUCAGAUCAUCACCGCACUCACUUCAGCAGAGUCGAUGACGGUAAUCUGGAGAUGCUGGUCCGGCGUAUGUGGGAGGUGGAAGAGCCUCGCCGACAGAGCCCGCAUGCAGCAAAUGACCGACAAACUCUUGCAGAUGCAGAGGCAGCAACAAAGUACUGCAACGGCAGGUACACCGUCAAGCUGCCUUGGAAGAGAAGCCCGCCAGAGGAGAACGGUAGCUACGAGAUGGCACUGAAGAGACUGCGCUCGACGGAGAAACGCCUCCACAAGGAACCAGAAGUAGCAAAGGAGUACUGCCGUGUACUGCAGCAUCAUGUGACCGCUGGAUACGUGACUGCAGUAAAGCUCGAGUCAACAGGUGGUUGGUACCUCCCGCACUUUCCAGUCACCAGACCAGAUGCAACAACAACUAAAGUGAUGGUGGUCUUUGACGCAUCAGCCAAAUGCAAAGGAGCAAGCCUGAACGACUACCUCCACCCCGGACCGAAGCUGCAGAGAGAGCUACCGCACAUAUUGCUGCGAUUCAGGGCAAAGCCAGUUGCUAUCGUGGCCGAUGUAGCAGAGAUGUACCUCCAGAUCGAGCUGUCUGAAGAUGAUCAGAAAUUUCAUCGUUUUCUGUGGCGGGACUUGGAUGCGUCAAAGGAGCCAGUCGCCUACCAGUACCAACGGGUGGUGUUUGGCGUGAAUUCGUCCCCAUUCCUAGCACAAAUGGUGUCUCAGAAGCCUGCUGAGCAGCUAAAAGAAGAUGUCCCACGUACUGCGGAGGCGGUGUUGAAGUCGACUUUUAUGGACGACACUAUGGAUUGA